AUGAGCAGCAGAGGCCAAGAUGAGCCGAGCGGGCCCGAGAAAACGUUAGCUGACGGGAAAUUACUUGGUGACGACGAGGCUACGUCUCUGGAGGCACUGGAGAGUGACUUUGAGGAAGUGUUAGCUGAGCUGGAAGGCGAUAAAAGCUUGGAACGCUUUCGUCUCGAAUACGAGAAGCUCCACCGCGCGUUGAAGAAGUCUAAUGGACAAGAAAAGAAACUUAUUAAGAAGUGUCGUGAGCUAAAUGCUGAGAUCAUCAACAAUGCUGCCAAGGUACAGACAGCACUCAAGCUCUCGCAGGAGGACCAAGCUAGUAUCGCCUCACUGAAGAAAGAGAUGGAGAAGGCUUGGAAGAUGGUGGAUGCGUCGCACGAGAAGGAACUACGUGCCAAAGAGACGAUCCAGCAGCUCAAGGAUGAGAUGGUCAAUCUCGGUCGCCUCGUGGAACAAGGAUCCGGAUUGAGUGCUGGACAAGAAAGUAUGCUGAAGGAGGUUAUGCGUGCUAAGGAGGAGUUGAUGCGCGCCAAUGAGGAGCACGAAGCCAACGCUAAGAAAGACCACGAACGGAUCCAAGAGCUGCAUCGUCGUCUGGCAGACAUGGACAAUCUUACGACCACGCAAAAGGGUGAUAUUCAAUCGUUAAAGGACCAACUCGCGAUGAAAUCUGCGGAACAAGAGCGCGAGACACGACGCAAGGAGCGACUGGAUAAAGAGAUCAAAGACGUCAAGAGUAAGAUGGAGAAAAAGACUACAGAGCAGGCUCAAGGCGCGACAGAGCUUACGCGCUUACAGACACAAGUUGGAGCGCUGGAGAAGCAGCUCGCGGAGGCGCAAGGUACGAUGGACAAGUAUGUGCGAGACUAUGAGACGCUGUUCGGACGUACCCAGAAGCUCACGGAUCUCCUGAACGAGCAGAAUGAUAAGACGAUGCAACUUGAAGUAGAGCGACGCAACUUGGAGAACGAAAUCAAGGCGCGACACGAGGAAAUUCACCGCGUGAAGCUUGAGAAGGGCACGGUGGAGCGCAAAUUGGACAAAGAGAAGCGACUUCUGCAGCAACUAGAAGAAAAACUUGAGGGCGAACACACGGCCAAGAUCGUGCUGCAAACGCAGAUCAAGAGCAUGCAACACGAUCUGGAUCAAGACAAGAUCAAUGAAGACCACACACGAACGGAGUUGGAGGCGUUAGAACGAGAGAAAGCUAUGCAAAUGAAGCAGACGCUGAAGGUAGAGGGCAAAGUUCGUCGUGCUCAGGAUGAGAUCAAGACCAACGAGCGUGUCGCAAAGAACUUGGAGCAAGAGCUGGCAGGAUUCAAGCUCGAAGCUGCCAAGCAACGUAAACUUAUCUAUCAGCUCGAGAAGGAACGCGAGAAGUAUGGCAUGGAGGCAGCCGAGCAACGUAAACUCUACUUGCAAGCUGAAGAAGAAGGGAAGUUGAAGGAAAUGCGAAACCACGACUUGCAAAAGAAGGUGCAUGAAGGAGAGACCAAGUUGAAGCAACAGCAGCAACUUUACGAGGCUGUACGUAGUGAGCGCAACCUGUACAGCAAGAACCUCAUAGAAUCGCAAGAUGAGAUCGCCGAGAUGAAGCGCAAGUUUAAGAUUCUGACCCACCAGAUCGAGCAACUUAAAGAAGAAGUGGCUGCCAAAGAUGUUGCGUUGGUCAAAGAGCACUUUGAUCAUCAAAAAGUCGAGAAGCAAAAGGAACAGCACAAGAGCGAACUGGCUCGUCUACGAGCUCUCUUGGCUGCGAACGAAGAAACAAUCAACAAUCAAGAUGCGGAGGUGCGCAAACUCAGUACUCUCAUUCGUCGAAUGGACGAUGAGGCGCUGGAGCAGCGUAAAGAAUACGGUCAGGUUAUCAAUGAACGCGACAUUCUAGGCACCCAGCUCAUCCGACGCAACGACGAGCUUGCACUUCUGUACGAGAAGCUUAAGAUCCAGCAGUCCACUCUGAGCAAGGGCGAAGCUCAGUACCAAGAGCGACUUCAGGAUAUUCGCGUCUUGAAGUUGAAAGUGACGGAUCUCAAGCGCGAGCUGUAUAUUGCCAAGCAUCAAGUGGGUCAAGCAGACGAACUCAAGCGGGAAGUGUAUCAUCUUCAACGUGAGCUGCUCCAGGAGAAAACCAAGGUGAAGGCUUUGUCGGAAGAGCUGGAGAAUCCCAUGAAUGUGCAUCGAUGGCGCAAACUCGAAGGAAGUGACCCAGCAACGUACGAGCUGCUACAGAAGAUACAAACUCUACAAAAGCGACUGAUCCAGAAGACCGAAGAAGUCGUCGAGAAGGAACUCGUGAACCAAGAGAAGGAUAAACUUUAUCAAGAGCUGAAGGCAAUCCUAGCACGACAGCCGGGUCCUGAAGUUGCAGAACAGCUGAGUUGGUACCAGCAGGUCGUCCGAGAGAAGGAGAAGCAGCUCAAGAGCUUACUGAGUGAGCAGAAUAUGUUACAAGCCAAGGAGCACGAGCUCAAGUUUGAGAUCGAGCGUCUAGCGCGCGAGUUGCACGAAUUCAAACGGAAAUAUUACAAGAAGAAGCUCGAAGCGAAGAUGAAGGACAAGCAGCCUGUCAUUCUGGCCUCGAAAAACCAGCAUCCUGCUGAACAACAACGACAACUUGCGAUCGCAGCAGCAAACCGGUUCGUAGGAGGUGGCUUUAGUCUCAACCAAUAG
Molecule: messenger RNA, 2667 nt
Organism: Phytophthora infestans T30-4
Lineage: Eukaryota; Oomycota; Peronosporomycetes; Peronosporales; Peronosporaceae
Exons: 2
Coding region: 1-2667 (888 amino acids)
Cellular component (GO): cytoskeleton
Source: RefSeq, a predicted model, not a curated record